GUCGCGGGAGGCGGGGCGGUGGAAGGUGCUUCCGGCGGGCGAGGGGCCGCGGCGGGGCCUGGCGCGCGGGGACGAGCCGAGUCGGAGUCUCCAUGGCGCUGAGCCUGGACCGCGAGGCCUAUUACCGCCGCGUCAAGCGUCUCUAUGGCAACUGGCAGAAGGGAGAGGAUGACUAUGCCAACGUCGACGCCAUCGUGGUCUCGGUGGGGGUGGAUGAGGAGAUUGUCUAUGCCAAGUCCACUGCCCUGCAGACGUGGCUCUUUGGCUACGAGCUCACCGACACCAUCAUGGUUUUCUGCGUGGACAAGAUCCUGUUCAUGGCCAGCAAGAAGAAGGUGGAGUUCCUGAAGCAGAUCGCCAACAGCAAGGGCAGCGAGAACGCCAAUGGCGUGCCGACCAUCACGCUGCUCGUGCGGGAGAAGAACGAGAGCAACAAGGGGAACUUUGAGAAGAUGAUUGAGGCACUGAAGGGCAGCAAGAGCGGGAAGCGCAUUGGGGUCUUCAGCAAGGACAAGUUCCCCGGGGAGUUCAUGAAGAACUGGAAUGAUUGCCUCAGCAAGGAGGGCUUUGAGAAGGUAGAUAUCAGCGCAGUCGUGGCCUACACUAUCGCAGUGAAGGAGGAUGGGGAACUGAACCUGAUGCGCAAAGCGGCUGCCAUCACCUCUGAGGUCUUUAACAAAUUCUUCAAGGAGCGGGUCAUGGAGAUUGUCGACGCUGACGAGAAAGUGCGGCACAGCAAGCUGGCAGAAUCGGUGGAGAAGGCCAUCGAGGAGAAAAAGUACCUGUCAGGGGCUGACCCCUCCACAGUGGAGAUGUGCUAUCCCCCCAUCAUCCAGAGCGGCGGCAACUACAACCUCAAGUUCAGUGUCGUCAGCGACAAGAACCACAUGCACUUUGGGGCCAUCACCUGCGCCAUGGGCAUCCGCUACAAAUCCUAUUGCUCCAACCUGGUGCGCACGCUCAUGGUGGACCCGCCCCAGGAGGUGCAGGACAACUACACCUUUCUCCUGCAGUUGCAGGAGGAGCUGCUCAAGGAGCUGCGGCAUGGCGUGAAGCUGUGCGAGGUCUACGCUGCCGUCAUGGAUGUGGUGAAGAAGCAGAAACCGGAGCUGCUGAACAAGAUCACCAAGAACCUGGGAUUUGCCAUGGGCAUCGAGUUCAGAGAGGGCUCCCUCGUCAUCAACAGCAAGAACCAGCACCGGCUCAAGAAAGGGAUGGUAUUCAGCAUCAACGUGGGCUUCUCUGACCUGACUAACAAGGAAGGGAAGAAACCAGAGGAGCGAACAUACGCACUGUUCGUUGGAGACACCGUGCUGGUGGAUGAGGACGGCCCGGCCACCAUUCUCACUUCUGUUAAGAAAAAGGUCAAAAACGUUGGCAUCUUCCUCAAGAAUGAAGAUGAGGAGGAGGAAGAGGAGGAGAAAGACGAGGCUGAAGACCUGCUGGGGCGCAGCUCCCGAGCAGCAGCUCUGCUGACGGAGCGGACGCGGAAUGAGCUGACGGCGGAGGAGAAGCGUCGAGCCCACCAGAAGGAGCUGGCCAUGCAGCUCAACGAGGAGGCCAAGCGGCGGCUGACGGAGCAGAAGGGCGAGCAGCAGAUCCAGAAGGCCCGCAAAUCGAACAUCUCCUACAAGAACCCAUCGUUGAUGCCCAAGGAGCCACACAUCCGGGAGAUGAAGAUCUACAUUGACAAGAAAUACGAGACUGUCAUCAUGCCAGUCUUUGGCAUUGCCACACCCUUCCACAUCGCCACCAUCAAGAACAUCAGCAUGUCAGUGGAGGGUGACUACACCUACUUGCGCAUCAAUUUCUACUGCCCAGGCAGUGCCCUGGGGCGCAACGAGGGCAACAUCUUCCCCAACCCCGAGGCCACCUUCGUCAAGGAAAUCACAUAUCGUGCCUCCAACAUGAAAACGCCGGGUGAGCAGACCGUGCCAGCCCUCAACCUGCAGAACGCCUUCCGCAUUAUCAAGGAGGUGCAGAAACGCUACAAGACCCGGGAGGCAGAGGAGAAGGAGAAGGAGGGCAUUGUCAAGCAAGACUCGCUCAUCAUUAACCUGAACCGGAGCAACCCCAAGCUAAAGGACCUGUACAUCCGGCCCAACAUCGCCCAGAAGAGGAUGCAAGGCUCACUAGAGGCCCACGUCAAUGGUUUCCGCUUCACCUCCGUGCGGGGAGACAAGGUCGACAUUCUGUACAACAACAUCAAACACGCGCUGUUCCAGCCCUGUGACGGGGAGAUGAUCAUCGUGCUGCACUUCCACCUCAAGAAUGCUAUCAUGUUUGGGAAGAAGCGGCACACGGAUGUGCAGUUCUACACCGAGGUGGGCGAGAUCACCACAGACCUGGGCAAGCACCAGCACAUGCAUGACCGCGACGACCUCUACGCUGAGCAGAUGGAGCGCGAAAUGAGGCACAAGCUGAAAACGGCCUUUAAGAAUUUCAUCGAGAAGGUGGAGGCUCUGACCAAGGAGGAGCUGGAGUUCGAGGUGCCCUUUCGGGACCUAGGGUUCAAUGGCGCCCCCUACAGAAGCACCUGCCUGCUCCAGCCGACCAGCAGUGCCCUGGUGAAUUGCACUGAGUGGCCUCCGUUCGUGGUGACAUUGGAUGAGGUGGAGCUCAUUCACUUUGAGCGAGUCCAGUUCCACCUGAAGAACUUUGACAUGGUCAUUGUCUACAAGGACUACAGCAAGAAAGUGACCAUGAUCAAUGCCAUCCCCGUGGCCUCCCUCGACCCCAUCAAGGAGUGGCUCAACUCUUGUGACCUGAAGUACACGGAGGGGGUGCAGUCCCUCAACUGGACCAAAAUCAUGAAGACGAUUGUGGAUGACCCUGAGGGCUUCUUCGAGCAGGGGGGUUGGUCGUUCCUGGAGCCCGAGGGAGAGGGCAGUGAUGCUGAGGUUGGGGAGUCAGAGUCGGAGAUUGAGGAUGAGACAUUUAACCCCUCGGAGGAUGAGUAUGAGGAGGAGGAAGAGGACAGUGAUGAAGAUUACUCCUCUGAGGCUGAGGAAUCAGAUUACUCCAAGGAAUCCAUGGGCAGCGAGGAGGAGAGUGGGAAGGACUGGGACGAGCUGGAGGAGGAGGCCAGGAAAGCGGACCGGGAGAGCCGGUACGAGGAAGAGGAGGAGCAAAGCCGCAGCCUCAGCAGGAAGAGGAAGGGCCCAGCCCACAGUUCCAGCCGCCGCAGUUCCCACAGCCGCAGCCCAGGCCGCAGCUCGGGGCCCCCCAAGAAGAAGAGGAAGUAGGCAGUGAACUCUGACCCUCCCCAGCAGCGAAGCCUGGGGCACCAGACCCUGCUCAACAGCCAAUCCCAGGGUGGGGGGGGGCACCAUGCCCCACCCACAAACUUUUGUCUUUUCCUGUUUUCAAUUUUCCCUGUUUUUGUUUCUUGAGUUUUUCUGGCCAUUUGUACGGACCAAUCAGCUGUGAGAAUUCCAGGCCCCGCCUGCCUGUAACCAUGGACAUGAGCACUGCCAAUGAAGAGGAGGAAGAGGCCUCUCGGAGUAAGGACGCUGGUGUCAGUGAUUGCUCGCCCCACCCCCUUCAGUCCCUCCUGGGGUCCCUCCCUAGUCACCCCCACAUUCCCUUGUGAGGUGUAGGUAUGGCCAUGGCGCAGGCUGCUGCUUUCUCCCCCCAGGGAGUCUCUGGCAAUGGAAUCAUCCCCUGUUUCCCAACAGCUCUGGGGAGACGCAGCCAGCGCAGAGGAUCUCUGAGUGUCUCGGACUUCAUCCUCAGGGUGCUGGUAACCAAGGCGGGGGGUAGACUGUGCAGGGCUGGCACCUACAGGUCCAUCCCAUCCCUGCUACUGCCUUCCUCAGCACUGGAGGGGUUGGGAGUGGCCCAGCCCUGCCAGGAGUGGGGUGCAUGGGGGGAGUGGUCUAGCCCUGAGAGGAUCCAGCUUCUUGUUUUUUACUCGCCUGGCUCUGUUCCGUAUUUAUCUCGUUUCCUCAGUUGCCAAGUCAAGCCUCUGGUAGGAGAGAUGCUUUUGUUUUGGGGGGUUUUAUCGUGUCAUCUCCCAUGGGCCCCCAUCACCUGCCCCUGCUGCUUGCUGGUGAGGGAGGCCCCUGGGGGGUGAUGGGGCAGGGGAGGGCUCUAAUUUUUUUUCAUAGCCGGUAGCUCUUGGAUUUUCGACUUUGGAGAAUUGAAACAAUAAAAUGUGUUUUUGUAAGUUCA
Molecule: messenger RNA, 4173 nt
Organism: Caretta caretta (loggerhead turtle)
Lineage: Eukaryota; Metazoa; Chordata; Testudines; Cheloniidae
Gene: SUPT16H
Product: SPT16 homolog, facilitates chromatin remodeling subunit
Biological process (GO): transcription elongation by RNA polymerase II
Cellular component (GO): FACT complex
Molecular function (GO): nucleosome binding
Source: RefSeq, a predicted model, not a curated record